This is a messenger RNA of Exserohilum turcica Et28A, 717 nucleotides long. RefSeq lists its product as uncharacterized. Gene Ontology annotation, cellular component: TIM22 mitochondrial import inner membrane insertion complex. Gene Ontology annotation, biological process: protein insertion into mitochondrial inner membrane. The coding region runs from base 1 to 717 and encodes 238 amino acids. Lineage: Eukaryota; Fungi; Ascomycota; Dothideomycetes; Pleosporales; Pleosporaceae. Gene Ontology annotation, molecular function: transmembrane protein transporter activity. The record is from RefSeq and is a predicted model, not a curated record. The transcript has 3 exons.
AUGGCGUUUCCAGGAGGUCCAGGCGCCAUGCCAGCGGCCAUGAACCCGAACGCUGGCAUGUCGGAGCAGGAACAGCAGAUGGUGAAGGCGAUGCAAAUGGGCAUGGAAUCCUGUCUGGGUAAGACAGUAAUGGCCGGUGUCAUGGGAGGAGGUCUAGGUGCCAUGUUCGGACUCUUCAUGUCUUCAAUGCGAUACGAUACUCCCAUGUCGCAACCCCUUCCCGUCCAUACACCAGUCGCUCAGCCCACCACCGCAGCGACAGGUGCUUCCGCUACAGCUGGUGUAAAACCCUCGACCAUAGCCACGAGCAACGUAAACUCCGUUUCCGCUACAACACUAGCUUCCACAUCAACCUCUGCUGCAGCCACCCUCCCCAACCCCGGUGUAGCUGGAACUGUCCCAAUCACCGACCUCCCUCUUAAGCAACAACUUCGCGCCGGUCUCCGCGACAUGUACCGUUCUUCCAUUUCCUCUGGUCGCAACUUCGCCAAGGUCGGCGCCAUAUUUUCUGGCACCGAGUGCGCCAUUGAGGGUCUCCGUGCGAAGAACGACUUGUACAAUGGUGUCGCGGGAGGAUGCUUGACUGGAGGUAUCCUGGCACGGAAUGCUGGACCGCAGGCAGUGGCUGUGGGAUGCGCAGGUUUCGCCGUUUUCUCGGCAGCAAUCGAUGCCUACAUGCGCAUGCCCGAGGAUGAAAGGAGUAAGCCCAUUGCGUAA